AUGAUUUCUGGUAAUAAUUUGUCGGCCAAUAAUAUAUCGACGGAUCAAAUGUCGAUGAAAUCGUUAAACGAAGACCAGGAGAAGACUGAAGAUGAAGACGACGAGGAAUGCAAAUCUGUUGUCUCAAUCAAUAUUAAGGAUAUGAACAAAGAAUUCAGUUAUUAUACAAUACUUAGGCGUGUGUUAUACCCGUUUGCGCUGACCGGUGCGCCCAUCAGUUAUUGUCUCAAAGAUCCCGAUAAAGCAUUCAAAUACCUUAGCAGACAUGGAAUGAUCCAGAUAUAUUCAAUAUUCAUUGUGGGUAUGAUUCAUACGAUAUGUGGCUUCUGGUUGUGUCGCGUCGGUUACCAUAUCUUUCAAUUGGGAGAACUGACCGAUCAGUUAUGGGACGAGAUAUUCACCUUCUUGUACAGCUUGUCGGGCGUCUCAGCACUCGAUCUCAUUUGGUUUUAUCGGCAAACACUGCGAACUCUGAUCAACGAUUUGGACAAAAUGCCAGAAUUGGAUCAAACAAUUCUUAUGCAUUAUAAUUACUUUAAAAUCAAAUACAAAGUGAAGCUCACGUUUCUGACCAUAUUUGUGUUGUCGCUCACAGUGUUGUGCAUUUCAUACAUCGCUAUUGUCAUUGUUGUGGCCAUUAAUACAGAUUCGGACACCAUUUGGACAAAUAAGAUAUUUAGUUUCAUAGCAUUGUAUCGCUCAAACUUAAGUGCAGUGAAAAAGAUCGAUGAAGUGUUUAAUAUAUUUAUUUUCGGUUAUUUUGUGCUCUUAUUCUUCGGAAUCGUAACCGAAAUCGAAGAAGUGAUGAGUCUUUUCAGUCACGACGAGAAGAAUAUUUUGAAAAUUUUGAUGACAUGUGCUUUCGUUAUACUUAUGGUGUUCUCAAUGUUUUAUACACUCAAACAGACUUCCGAUGUGAACGACGACUCGGCUGAGACCAAAAGUCUUCUCUAUCAAUACGUGUUGUCAACUAAUCCCGAAGACAGAACUGCUGUCUAUUUUGAAGAGUUCCAGCUAAUGAUUCCGGGUCUUUUGGCUCAUACGGCAAACCUAACACUUCUAGUCGCGUUAUUAGUUUUAAUGAUCUUUCCGUCGCGGUAUACGAGCCCUCCGUCCGGAACUUUGAUUUUGUUGCACUUAUCGCCUCCCCAUUCAAAUCCAGGACAGGCCAGGUCUAGCACUUCGCUCGCAUAA
Molecule: messenger RNA, 1194 nt
Organism: Medioppia subpectinata
Lineage: Eukaryota; Metazoa; Arthropoda; Arachnida; Sarcoptiformes; Oppiidae
Source: the annotation of a GenBank genome assembly